This is a messenger RNA of Prorocentrum cordatum, 1019 nucleotides long. NCBI's taxonomy places the organism in Eukaryota, Dinophyceae, Prorocentrales, Prorocentraceae. The record is from the annotation of a GenBank genome assembly.
AGAAAACAUGCCCCCCUGGCGGGCCGCUGCUCGAGAGCGCCCUUGGGGCGCGCGACCGCGCCGCGGCGCCAUGGCCGCGACGGAGCCGCCGGCGCUGGAGCUGCCGUCGGGCAGAUUCCUCUUCACGUCGGACCCGAGUCUGUGACGGAGGGGCAUCCCGACAAGCUCUGCGACAGGGUCGCCGACGCGGUCCUAGACGCCUGCCUCGCCCAGGAGACCCGGAGUCCCGGGUGGCAUGCGAGGCCUGCACCAAGUCGAACAUGGUGAUGCUCCUUGGGGAGGUGGUCACCAAGGCCGCCGUGGACUACGAGCAGCUCGUGCGAGAGGCCACGCGGGCGGUGGGCUACGACAGCGAUGAGAAGGGCAUGGAUUCGCGCACCAUGAACGUCAUAGUUGCCUUAGAGGAGCCAGAGUCCGGACCUCGCUCAGGGCGUGGGCUUGGCGAAGGCUCUUGAAGACAGCGGCACGUGGGACCACGGCGUGGUCUUCGGCUACUCGACGAACGAGAGCAAGGAGCACAUGCCCAUGUCGCACGUCCUGGCCAACGGCCUGUGCGCAAGGCUCGACGAGGCCCGUCGGAGCGGCGAGCUGGCGUGGGCGUGGCCCGGCGGCCGCGUGCAGGUCACCCUCGAGUACAGGGAGGAGUCCGACGGUUCUGUAGUCCCCGCUCGGAUUCACAGCGUCGUGGUGUCCGCCCAGUGCUCUUCCGACGUCAAGGCGGACAAGGUGGAGGGCGACCUGAUGGAGCAGGUGGUCCGACCGACGCUGCCCGAGGGUCUCUGCGACGCCAAGACGCAGUACUCCUUCCCGGACUACGCGCGGGUCGACGCUGGCCUGAGCGGCCGGAGAGCCGUGGCCGACACGUACGGCGGGUGGGGCUCCCACGGCGGCGCGGGCCUGUCGGGCCGCGACGCCUCCAGGGUCAGCCGCUGCGGCGCCUACGCCGCCAGGUGCUGUCGGCGCCCACAGGGACAGGGCUCAUCUGCACGGUUUCCCCCGGGGCCAUAGGCGAUCCGAGG